Messenger RNA from Hippocampus zosterae (dwarf seahorse), 1764 nucleotides. RefSeq names its product chromosome 6 C2orf68 homolog (gene c6h2orf68). Lineage: Eukaryota; Metazoa; Chordata; Actinopteri; Syngnathiformes; Syngnathidae. The coding region runs from base 25 to 531 and encodes 168 amino acids. The record is from RefSeq and is a predicted model, not a curated record. The transcript has 4 exons.
AUUAUACUGGCACAUUCGUGGAUUAUGUCUGCUGAAAUGGAUAUUUUUAGAGACGAAGAAACGCACGAUCUGAAGUACAAACGGGGCGGGCGUUUGGACAUGAGCCACGGUUUCCUGCACCAUAUCCGCAAGAACCAGAUUGCCAGAGAUGACUAUGACAAAGAGGUGAAGUUAGCCAAAAAAGCUGAACGGAGGAGGCACACUACAACUCCUCAACGGCCCAGGCGACCUGACAUUCAGGUUUACCAUCCCCGACAAAGACAUGAAUCUGAACCUCAGGCGAGCACCGAGGCAGAAGAGUGGAACGAGAGCGGCUCAAGCACCGAAACAGAAAUGCAGGGAACCGAACUGUUCUGGCUCGACUAUCAGGCAGACUCGGGGACCAUUACAUCCUUCAUUGUGCAUAAGGACGAUAAGCCAUCAAGGGUGGUAGAACGCGUCGCUGAAAAGAACGUCCUGGAUUUAGCCAUGAGGGCAGUCCUGGAGGUCCGCAUUCGAAAAGAGAUGGACAAAAGGAGAGAUAAACGCUGAGGGAGGAUUGUUAAGUGUGUAGUUUGCAACAGCCGCACAGUAGGCACAGACCUGCCCACAACGUCAGCAUCCUGAUUAGAUGGAAGGCUGCAGACAGAGCUGGUGGGAAGAAGGACCCGGAUAAUUGUGUCAAGUAGGCAAGCACAGAUCCGAUCCGCAUUCCUGUUGCGAUUUAAAAACAAGGAUGUAUGGACGAGGGCAGUCGUAGCCGCAUUUCACCCACCUUGUGCUGUUGUCUCCUCUGAUCCACAUCAUCGGGGAGCACUGUGCACAUUACGUUACAUGUUCUAUAUGACCAUGGAAAGUACCGGUAAUACCCCUUUCCUACUGCUGCAAAACCACGGGUAAACACGCUUUUUUGGGCAGUGGGAAAGGCUCACUGGCCAAUGUCUAUCCAUGUCCACCAGCACGCCAUCGGAGGUGGGUUGUGAUCGCCUCCAAUCGCAAUUUGAAAGCCUAACACCGGACUUCUCGGUAAUUACGUGAUGACAUAGGGCGGUACGUGAUGCAUCAUAACCGCGCGCCAUCGGUCUCGUAUAUAGCAAAAUAUCAACAUAAAGAACAAAUCUGAGUCAAAUGGCAAAGAAUACAAGUGAGUUUUGAGGUGGGCUAGGAGAUCGCCCCUUAAGCUGUUGUCUCAGUAGUGGCAAAAAGUUGAUCCUCUGCUGCUUUUCGACCAUUUUGAGGACAGUAAAAAGCAUGAUAAAAGAAAGAACACUCGCUUCCAUGUUGCUUUGUCUACUACCAAGAAAUCUGUUGCACUAUCACCACACAAUCACAGUGUGGUGACGUAACCAGACGCAAAGUGGUGGAAGGGAGGGUGCACGCAGAAUCGCCUUCUGUUGGUCAAUGGGAAAGGGACAAUAUGCCAAUUGGUUGCGUGUCAUCACGGAUCACUACUACCCACUAAUUUCAGUGGGAAUGGGUAUAAGAGAACGUUUCCUCUUUUAUUGUUAACAUUUUAAGUUUGAAUAAAGUGCUGGAAGUCGCAAAACCCUAUGUUUGUCAGUGUGGGUUUUAGCCUUGACCGUGUAUUUAUUUUGUGUCAUUACCUCUAGUAUUGUAAUUUAUUUUAUUUUGGAGUAAUGUAUUUUGGCGGGCAACUUUUCUAAUCUGUGAUUUAAUGUUUUUUGUUAUAUUUAUUGCUCGGUGCAACCUUUGGAGCAAAUAGCAUUACAAUGUGAACGUUUUCUACCUGUCAAAUGAACAAUAAAUACUUUGGAUACACGCGUA